CGCAUUCUCGCAUUGCCACUGCUGUUGAUCCGACUUCAUAAAAUCAACGCAGCUGAUUGUGAGAAAAAAGUUCGUCGUGAAUUGAAAUACAUAGACAGCGUUGACAGGUGAAUUGGUGAUUGAGUUGGAGUGGAAAUUGUAUUAAAGAAUAAAGGGCUGCUGAAGCAACUUUGGUGGACAUAAUGAUGCUGCGAGACUCUUUUUCAGAGGCUCAGCCAGAGCAACCUGAUCAUAGCAGCAUUGUCCCUUCUGCACCAUCUUCUGGUUUUGAUCAAGAAGUGGAGCAAACAGGUGCUGCGCCUCUCACAGAGAAGAGUAGUCCUGCUAAGCCUAUUGUCAGUCUCGACGACUGCACUAAUAGUGUUGAUGAUGAUGCCACAAAUUUUGAAGACAAUCUUUUUCUUCACAAGGAAACCGGCUCCCGAGUUAAACAAUACGUCAACAAAAAGAAGAUUAGGCGUGACACAAAAGAAGAGCAUUUUGAGAAAAUUGAUCUUGACUCUGCUACCAAUGGAGAUGGGUCAAAGCUCAAUUACUACGCUGCUGAACCUAAGUGCGCCAUGCAUGGUGUAUCUGACUGCAACAGCUCCAACUGUCACAGAAAAACGCAGACUCGUAUGAACAUGGUGCUGAAGACCAGCAGAAAAUCAUUUCCUCCACACCUUUACGCUAAAGUGAUGUCGAAAAAACACGGGAGGAUGGACGAUCUGUCCGUCAGCAGCUUUGCCGACCUGGGCAUGUACAAAGUCGGCUCACCUCUGAAGGAUGUCAUCAGAAGGAAACAGCCAGUCUUCUACGGCCCGCCCAACAGACGAGGCCGGCGACCACGCGCUACAAAGGAGGAACAGAACGGGCGUGAACACCGCCUCCUCCCGAUGCAUAUCACAAUGCCCGCAGAGAUGGUCAGCAGUUUUGUGUCGUCGGCAAACCAAUGCGCACCUGAGCCACCCUCCAUCAGCAGCAGUCCAGCCUGCCUCACGUGCCCUUCCCUUGACCUGGACAAAUUUAAGAAGGUUCCUCAUGGGAUUGGGCUCCGUGAGCAGCUGAUGGGAGACUUCAGCGCCAGGCCUGUCAGAACCAGGGGAAGGCCACGGAAGGAUAUUGCGAUUGACAAUGCAGAUCACUGUGAGGAUGGCGCAGCUGAAGAGUGUGGACCAGACAAGGAACCGAGUGCAGCUGAAAAAGAAGAAGUUCAAGUAGCUCAGGCUGAAAAAUCAGUUACCAAACGCAGAUCUGAAAAUAGACAUGUGGCUUUUCAGCUGGGGGAUCAGGAGAUGAACGGAGAUCCAGAGAAUAAUUGUUAAGCGAUUGGUUGCUUGUUUUGAUUAGAAAUGAACAGAAAUGAAAUGUGUCCUAUUUCCUUGGGAAAAUAGUUAAGUUAUUACCUAGAGAAUUGUUGAAAGUAACUCUCAGAAAGUUAAUAAUAUGUCAUGUAAGUUAGUAAAAAUAUUCAAAAUUAUUUAUCAUUCACUCGGAUAUAAAUAAAGUGA
This is a messenger RNA of Cloeon dipterum, 1490 nucleotides long. RefSeq lists its product as uncharacterized. The record is from RefSeq and is a predicted model, not a curated record. NCBI's taxonomy places the organism in Eukaryota, Metazoa, Arthropoda, Insecta, Ephemeroptera, Baetidae. Bases 183 to 1304 code for a protein of 373 amino acids. The transcript is spliced from 6 exons.